CGAGGGGGCAUAUUAUAUAUACACAGAGGUCAAUUCCAAAGUGCUUUGGGAUAAAGCUAUACUUACAACUGAAGCUACAAACUUAGAAGCAUGCCCUCAUUGUCUGUCCUUCAAGUACCAUAUGAGAGGGAAUGGCAUUGGAACAUUAGAAGUAUUUGCUGGGGAUAAAACAUCUCUGCCAGUUCUGACAAGUAUCUGGAAAAAAAAAGGACAACAAACCGCAAAUAUCUUUGUUUGGGACACUGCUACUAUAGACAUACCACACUAUAGUAAUCUUGUUGUCACCAUAGUGGGGGACGUUGGUUUUAGUUCGAGGGGUGAUAUUGCCAUUGAUGAUAUUCUCCUAAAAUCUGGUGCAUGUAAUGCUGGAAAGUAAACAGACAAAAAAAGAACACAUUAGAACCGUAACAAGAAUUCUUCGAUUUUGACAGUUAAUUAUUCAUAACACUGAUUAUGUUAUAUUAACAAAAAUAUUAUGUUACCUUAUAACAGUGGACAAUCCAUUGUAACCAUUGAAUUAGAAUUAAUAAAACUUAUUCAACAAAACUAA
Mytilus trossulus (common blue mussel) is the source of this 550-nucleotide messenger RNA. RefSeq names its product thyroid hormone-induced protein B-like. The record is from RefSeq and is a predicted model, not a curated record. NCBI's taxonomy places the organism in Eukaryota, Metazoa, Mollusca, Bivalvia, Mytilida, Mytilidae. The transcript is spliced from 4 exons. Bases 122 to 376 code for a protein of 84 amino acids. Gene Ontology annotation, cellular component: membrane.